Molecule: messenger RNA, 541 nt
Organism: Phyllotreta striolata
Lineage: Eukaryota; Metazoa; Arthropoda; Insecta; Coleoptera; Chrysomelidae
Source: the annotation of a GenBank genome assembly
GUUUGCCGUUUAUUCAAUCUUCGAAUCGAAACCAAGAAGUAACCGUCUUAAGUUGUUAGUAUAAAUUUGAUUAAUAUCAUCAUGAAUUCUACGGUAGUGUUUUUGGUGCUGGCAGUCUCUACCAUUUUGGUCUACGGCGCGGAAAACCGCACGGAGAACAAAAAAUUCCAAGAGGCGAGACUCAAGUGCCAAGAGGAUCCGGCGACCAGAUUGGACGAGGAAGCGCUUAAGAAAUCCUUGAAAGGGGACAUCAACAGAACGAAGUUCGGUCCUCACGCCCUUUGCAUCUACCAAUACCUCGGCGUCCUGGACAAGAAUUUUAACGUGAACAAGGUGGAAUUGAGGAAACAGCUGGCUUACACCGUGACCGACAGCUUAAAAUUGGACGCGGCCGUCGCCGAAUGCGCUGUUACCAAGAAAACGCCCAAGGAAACGGCUGUGGAAAUAUUCUUGUGUACUAGAAAAGUGUUGCCUCCUUAUGUAGCUUGAUUGGUAAAAUUUUUGUUUCAUAUAGUUUAUGUAGUAAUAUACCUAAUGUAAU